Molecule: messenger RNA, 480 nt
Organism: Akanthomyces muscarius
Lineage: Eukaryota; Fungi; Ascomycota; Sordariomycetes; Hypocreales; Cordycipitaceae
Exons: 4
Coding region: 1-480 (159 amino acids)
Source: RefSeq, a predicted model, not a curated record
AUGUCUAACAAGACUGACCCGAAGGAAAACGUCCGCUUCCUUGUGGCAUGCAUCAACCACAGCACCAACGGAAAGCCCAACUUUGACCUCGUUGCCAAAGAGCUCGACAUUGUGUCCAAGGGCGCCGCUGGCAAGAGAUACGAGCGUCUCCUCAAGUCCGCCGGCGUUACUAACAGCGGCAAGUGCUGCGGCGCUUCUCCCGCCGCCCUCGCCGCCGCCGCCGCCAAUGACGACGACGACGAAGAGCCCACCAAGUCAACGGCUAAGAAGCGCAAGGCACCCGAUACGGCCGCCACUCCCAAGGCCCCGGCCUUGAAGAAGGCCAAGGCUGCUCCGCAUGCCAAGAAGACCAAAGUCAAGGCUGAGGCGGAGGAGGACGACGUCGCGGACCGGGACAUCAAGGCCGAGGCCGAGUCCGAUUCUCCCCUUUCCGAUUUCCCAGAGGAGCUGAACGAGAAUGUCAAGGCUGAAGAAGCCUAG